Messenger RNA from Prorocentrum cordatum, 288 nucleotides. The record is from the annotation of a GenBank genome assembly. Lineage: Eukaryota; Dinophyceae; Prorocentrales; Prorocentraceae.
AUGGCGAACCAGCCCGAGCAUGUCAGGAGUGCGUUCUGGACGCGUGGGCUCCCGCCCUUGGAGGCCGCUGUCGCGCCCAUUCCGCCGCCCGUGGAGAUUGUGAAGUCUUGGGGCCUCUUCGUGGGGGACCAGGAGGCCUCCUCCAUGGCCGAGAACGUGGACCGGCUCUUCGACUCGGUGAAGGCCCUGGAGGAGAAGAUCGUCCAGGCGAAGGAGGAGAAGGAGCAGCUCAUCGCCCGCGCGCGCACGGCCCAGACCACGUCCAAGGUCAACGAGAUGCUGUCGGAC